AUGGAGGCUUAUUGUAGACUCAUAGAUCAAUUGCAGGAAAUAGUGAGGGAAAACUUACAGAAAAUCCAGGACGUAUCUGCCAGGGGUCCAAAUGAUUUGAAUACGGCACCAGACGUAUCGAAGAGAAUUAUGAUGUUUGAAUCAGAUGCCAGAAAAAUAUACGACAAUCUCUAUAAGAGAAGUGAUGAAGAAGACAACGGAUGCAAGCCAUGGAAGAAAUAUCCUUACUAUUUUCAGACUGUAAACGUCUCUAUCCUAGCAAUGAAUAAAAUGUUAACACAUGCAAUAUCCGGAGGCUCGAUCGAAAUAAUGGGAAUGCUCCUCGGGUACCAUCAUGAAUCGCAACUAUAUGUCUUGGACUGUUAUCCUUUGCCGGUACAAGGUACAGAAUCUAGAGUAAAUCCACAAAAUGAUUCAUACGAAUUCAUGCUUGGAUACUUGACCAAAUUACAAGAAAAUGGUCUCAAGAAGGAACACGUAAUAGGAUGGUACCAUUCGCAUCCUGGAUUUGGAUGUUGGUUGAGUGGAAUAGAUGUCCAGACACAGAAAUUACAUCAGGGGUUCGAAGAUCCCUAUGUUGCGAUUGUAAUUGAUCCUAUAAAAAGCCUCAAAGAUGGAUACAUCAAUAUUGGGGCAUUUAGAACCUUUUAUGACGGAAAUAAACCAGAUACUACCGAAAGUUCGGAGCUAGGAUGGCAUUCCAAAGAGUACUACCCAUUGGAUGUUAAGUUAUUUGUCAAUGAAAAUGACCAAAUUUUAUUGGACUCGUUGGACGGUGGUCAACGAAGUUAUGCAAGUUUAACUGUGCCCCAUGAUGACAGAAAUGAUAAAUUGACCAGAAAUGAUGAUAGGUUUGAGCUGGAUUCAAACUAUGUUUCCUUGAAAGUAUGGAAGAAAAUGAAUUCAUUGUUGGAUUCGAAGAGUUUUGAAAACGAAAAAAAUUCAGUUGAAGAUGUAACUGAACAGACUUCAACUUAUAGUGGAGAUGUCAAGAUGGGAUUCAACGAACUCAUGACGGAUCCAGCUAGUUCAGCUCCAAGUGGUCACUUAAAUGCUGCAAAUAUUAAUGAAACUGUAGAUACACCUGACUUGGAAAAACUAAAUAUUGCCAAAACAGCUGUUGAAAUGGAUCUGAUUACAAUACAAGAGCUAAAAAAACUUUUGGUAAAGGAUGUACAGAAGAGAAUAUUUAGGUGA
Pichia kudriavzevii is the source of this 1197-nucleotide messenger RNA. RefSeq lists its product as uncharacterized. Lineage: Eukaryota; Fungi; Ascomycota; Pichiomycetes; Pichiales; Pichiaceae. Gene Ontology annotation, cellular component: COP9 signalosome; cytoplasm. Gene Ontology annotation, molecular function: deNEDDylase activity; metallopeptidase activity; protein binding. The coding region runs from base 1 to 1197 and encodes 398 amino acids. The transcript has a single exon. The record is from RefSeq and is a predicted model, not a curated record. Gene Ontology annotation, biological process: protein deneddylation.